Molecule: messenger RNA, 1158 nt
Organism: Acyrthosiphon pisum (pea aphid)
Lineage: Eukaryota; Metazoa; Arthropoda; Insecta; Hemiptera; Aphididae
Product: zinc finger protein 746-like
Exons: 2
Coding region: 615-1010 (131 amino acids)
Source: RefSeq, a predicted model, not a curated record
CAAAAAUCAUGAAAUUCACGAAAUAAACGCUUUUUGUUAAAUAUCAGAAAUAUCUACUGUGUAGCAACAUUUUUACUACGGUGUAGGUUUUUUUGAAACGUUCAAAUAAUCGUAUAUAUCUAUUGAAUAGAUGGCUAUUAUCCCUUUGUUAUCGAUACGACCUUAUCGUACACUAGCUGCAGUUGCCGUUGUCAACGGCGUUGAGUGUAAAAUUAAAAUAAACAUAUAUUAUUAUUAAAUAUCAGUAAUGUAUGACGCAUAUAUUUAUUUUAGUAUGUUGUUGUAGAUUUAUUCAAAUAGCCGAAAAUCACGAAAUAAACGCUUAUUGUUAAAUAUCAGAAAUAUAUACUGCAUGUCUCUACAUUUGGUGUACGGUGUAGGUUUUUUUGAAACGUUCAAAUAAUCGUAUAUAUCCAUUGAAUAGAGGGCUAUUAUCCCUUUGUUAUCGAUACGACCUUGUACUAUACCAGCUGCCGUUGUCAACAGCGUUCAGUGUGUCACAGUUACUUGUACACGUUCUAUGCGUUUGCCCCCUUCGUGUUUUUUUUCAGCAUUUUUCUGUGUUUUUAAUUUUUAAACAUUUUUUUUUCUCUCUCUCGUAAUUACCUACCAAUAUGUUUAAAUGCGUGCAGUGUCCGUUGGUUUUUGGACGAAAAGACAGUUUGGUUAGACAUGAAAUAACUCAUACCGGUAUACGUUUUCCGUGUACCGUAUGUACAUCGACAUUCAACUAUAAAUCGUGUGUCAAUAGACAUCUGAAAAAUAUUCAUGGUAUUGUCAACAUUCGAACCCAUUUGAGACCGAUACCAGCUACACCCAUCAUCACUCAACCUGCUCCAGCUCAACAGGUCCAGAUUGCGCCGCAAAUAUUUGUCCCCGAUGUCCCGGCCGGUGGAUCGAAUGCGAUAUCCGACGACGACGAUAUAUUGUGCAUGGAAGCAAUGGACGACUUUGAGGAUAACGAUAUAUUGUGUAUGAAAGCAAUGGACGCAUUUGAGGAUACAGGUUAGUUUUAUUUAUUUUAUCCGCCGUGGAUUAUUUUUUUUUAAAUACGUAACGUUCAAUUAGAUUUGUAAAUCUAAGAUACAUAAUCUAUAUAUUAGUAAUUAUAAAGAUUAGACAUUAAUACAACUUAAUGUCUACAUUAAACAGAUUUUU